AUGGAGCUUCUUGGACCAACAUUGGAAGAAGUCUUUACUCGUUGGGCGGAUAGACAAUUGGAUGUAGCGACAGUGGCUCUCGUGGGGAUCGAGAUGGUGAGCGGACUCCACGCCGCUGUUGAUGUGUCCGUCGUUCAGGUCGAUCGACUGGAAGCUCUCCAUCGGGAGGGUUUUGUUCAUCGAGACGUUAAACCAGAAAAUUUUUUGAUAGCAAACAAGGCCCACUGCAAGGUGGUUUGUAUUGAUUUCGGGUUGGCAAAACGCUUUCUCGAUCCCCAGACAAAAGCCCAUCUUCCCUACAACGACCGCAGAAGCCUGACGGGAACGGCGCGUUACGCGUCUGUUAACGCUCACAUGGGAGUUGAACCCAGCCGACGUGACGAUUUGAUUUCCGCCGGGCAUUGUGAAGAUCUGGGAUUCGAUCAAGCACCCGAUUACAACUAUUUGAGAAGUCUUUUAAGUUCGGUAGUUGCAGACAAAAAAACCCUACCGGUAUGA
This is a messenger RNA of Condylostylus longicornis, 498 nucleotides long. RefSeq names its product casein kinase I-like. The transcript is spliced from 3 exons. The record is from RefSeq and is a predicted model, not a curated record. The coding region runs from base 1 to 498 and encodes 165 amino acids. Gene Ontology annotation, biological process: signal transduction; peptidyl-serine phosphorylation. Gene Ontology annotation, molecular function: ATP binding; protein serine/threonine kinase activity. Lineage: Eukaryota; Metazoa; Arthropoda; Insecta; Diptera; Dolichopodidae. Gene Ontology annotation, cellular component: nucleus; cytoplasm.